This is a messenger RNA of Trypanosoma conorhini, 2145 nucleotides long. RefSeq lists its product as uncharacterized. The transcript has a single exon. Gene Ontology annotation, molecular function: protein binding. Bases 1 to 2145 code for a protein of 714 amino acids. The record is from RefSeq and is a predicted model, not a curated record. NCBI's taxonomy places the organism in Eukaryota, Euglenozoa, Kinetoplastea, Trypanosomatida, Trypanosomatidae.
AUGCUUUUGCGGGGGGCGGAGAGCGCCUCUCGGCCUGCACUGCACAGUUCCCUUCACCUGCGAUGCCGGCCCUUGCUGUCGACAGAGGAGAGGCUGGAGGAGGCGACUCACCGCCUUGAGAAGAGCCCCGGCGAUGUACAGGCGUUACUGUGGCGCGCGAAGUUACUCAUGCGUUUGGGGGAUUACCAGGCUGCUCAGGCGGGCCUCUCUGUCAUGCUUGACUCACUGCGGGGGAAAACUGACGCGUCGCAGCUUGUGAGUGCCUUUUUCCUUCGAGGGGUUUGCCGCGUGAAGCUGUCGUGCACUGACAAGGCCAUCAGCGACUUCACCGCGGCACUCGACAUCGACCCCUCCCACAGUCGCUCCACGUAUGAGCGUGCCGCGUGCCAUAACCGCAAAGGGAAUUACACCGCUGCCGUCUUAGACUACGAGAGGGCCCUGCAGUGUGACGCAGAGCGUGACAGCGAUUUCACAACGUGGCGUCAGAGUCUCCGAAGCCGAUUUGCACAGGCGCGUCGCCACCAGCGCCCUUCCGCCCCGCCUUUGGGGGGCGCUGAUCCCCUUCGACUGGAGGCCUCGUUGCCUCGAAAGGUGGGAAGUGUCCGGCGAAAUGGCGGCGAUGGAAACCGACCGCCGCUUGCCCCGCCGCUUGACGCGUGCGUGAAGACGCCAAGCCGCAUGCCAGAGACGUCAAGGCCGAGUCUCGCCGUUGGGACUCCCAUCGACAGCCCUGAGCGAACGCAGGUGGUGGUGCCACCGCCACCGUCGCCGCCGACAUCAUCGUCGUCGUUGCCUGGCAGCGAGGCGGCAGAGCUUCACCACCAGCGUGGGUUGGCGUAUCGCAAAGAGGGUGAUUUUGUGCGCGCCAUUGAGGAAUACUCCGCGGCCCUUCGCCUUGAUGCCAAUAAUUUUAAGGCCUUGUUUAAUAGAGGGUUUUGCAACGACAAGGCUGGGGACUACGACGCGGCAAUCCGUGACUACAAGGCUGCUAUGCAGUUGGAGCCAGGAUACGCCUACACUUAUUACAAUCUCGGCAUAUCGUACGAUCGUUGGGGCGACCACUACAAGGAAGCCAUUGCCAUGUUUGACAAGGCCAUUUCCUUGGAUGCCGACAACGCGGAUUUUUAUCAUAACCGCGGAUUUAGUCAGCGUAAGCUGGGUAACUACCGUGAGGCUGUAAAGGAUUACACCACGGCGUUAUCCCUUGAUCCCAACCACUUCAAAGCCUACUACAACCGAGCCUAUUGUUAUGAUAGACUGGGUGAGGGCACAAACGCCAUUGCGGACUACACAAAGGCGAUUUCUAUUCAAGAUGGUAACCCCAACGCCUACCACAACAGGGGAGCCGCACUGGAGAAGGCGUGCCGGCUUGACGACGCGGUUGCAGACUACACACGGGCUCUUCAACUGGAUAAUGUAAAUCCCUUCACAUACAAUGCUCGCGGUAUGGCCUAUGACAGACUUGGCAAAAGUGAGGCGGCGUUGCGAGACCUGGCGAACGCUAUUGCACUCUCGCCCAAUAAUGCCAUAUUUUACCAAAACCGCGCUUUUGUUUUUCAGAAUAUUGGACGUUUUCCAGAGGCUGUGCGUGACUACAACACCUCCCUGGCACUAACCGACGAGGCAGGGGCGAGGGCAGGGACAGGAGCGGUCAUUGGUGGAACUUUUUCUGAAAGCAAGUCCACGCCGGAGGUGAGUGUGAUGGUUGUCAGGCAAUGCAUCAACCGUGGCUUCUGUCUUGCAAGAGAGGGCCAGUACGAGGCAGCCAUUAGUGAUUUCUCAAGGGUCCUUGCAGCAAACGCUGGUAACCCCAUAGCCUUGUAUAACCGUGGCAUUUGCUAUGAUAAGGUGGGGAAGCACCAGCUUGCGGCGGAUGAUUUUUCCUGCUUACUUGAGUCGGACGCGGAGAACGCGGACGCACACUUUGGCCGUGGGACGGCGCUGGAGAGUAUGGGGGAGUAUGCCAUGGCGCUGGACGACUACGCCGUCGCAUUUAAGCUGGACGUGGAUCACAGUGGCCUGGUGGAGGAGAGCGCCUUGGCAAAAUUGAAGUCAGAGCAUCGAGCCAUGGUGGCUUCCCAGCGCGUCCUGCGGCUUCUAAAUGGGGGGAAAACAGUACCUGCGACUGCACGAACACCGUCUUAA